AUGCUUGGAACUAGAACCAGUAUGCUAACAAUUUCUGAGAUAAGUUACAGACAUAGUGGAACAUACACCUGCAGAGCUUCUAAUAUGGCUGCAAGUGUGACAUAUUCUGCUAAUCUGACUGUUAAUGAACCCCCUGAGAUUGUGCCUUUUUCAUUUGGAGCUGAUUCAUUGAACAAAGGAGAAUUUGCACAACUUGUAUGCGUUGUUAGAAAGGGGGAUGAGCCAAUGACAUUAACCUGGCACUUGAAGGGAGAUGUAAUAUCAUCAGAUCCUGAUCUUUCAACAACUAUGUUGGGACGAAGAACAAGCAUGUUGACGGUUUCUUCAGUUAGCUAUCGUCAUAAUGGAGUUUACACAUGUAGAGCAAGCAAUCAAGCUGGUACUGUUUCUUACUCUGCUGAUUUAGUUGUCAAUGAGCCACCACAAAUUGUUCCUUUUUCAUUUGGUGUGAACUCUGUCAAUCAGGGAAGCUUUGCACAAUUGGUUUGUGUUGUUAUGACUGGAGACGAACCUAUUACCCUUAGUUGGAGUUUAAAAGGAGACAUCAUUUCAUCUGAUCCUGACAUAUCUACUACUAUGUUGGGAACAAGAACUAGUAUGCUAACAAUAGCUUAUUUUGCUCAACUCAUGUGUAUUGUAAGAACUGGUGAUGAACCCAUUACUCUGAGUUGGAGCCUAAAGGGUGAUAUAAUCUCUUCUGACCCUGAACUGUCUACUACUAUGCUUGGAACUAGGACUAGUCUUCUCACAAUUUCUUCUGUAAACUAUCGUCACAGUGGAACAUACACAUGCAGAGCUUCUAACCCAGCUGGAACAGUUAUUCAUUCAGCUAAUCUUACGGUCAAUGGCCAACUUGGACAGUUAGUUUGCACCAUUCUUCAGGGAGAUGAACCCAUUUCUAUAAAAUGGUCAGUUCAAGGUGAAGAUCUUGGACCAGGACCAGACCUAACUACAUCACAACUUGGAUCCCGAACUUCAAUCCUAAUGAUUAGUUCUGUAUCAUAUAGACAUUCUGGAACUUACACAUGCUUAGCAAGUAAUCCAGCAGGGUCAGUUUCAUAUUCUGCAGAGCUAUCAGUAAAUGAGCCACCUAAGAUCCUACCCUUUUCCUUUGGAGAUGAAGCUGUAAAUACUGGAGAAUUGCGUCAACUUCUAUGCACAGUUAUCAAAGGAGAUGAUCCACUAUCAAUAUCAUGGUCCAUGAAAGGGGAAAAUCUUGGACAUGGUCCUGAUAUAACAACUUCACAAUUGGGAGCUAGAACAUCCAUGCUCAUGAUAAGUAGUGUUACAUACAGACAUUUGGGUUACUACACAUGCACAGCCACUAAUCUAGCUGGUUCAGCAUCAAUUACUGCAGAGCUCAAAGUCAAUGAGUCCCCUGAGAUAGGGCCAUUCUCCUUCUCAAAAACAUUGAUGAAUGAAGGAGAUUUUGCUCAAAUAUCCUGCAUUGUAACUUCUGGUGACAAACCAUUAUCUAUUACAUGGACUUUUCAUGGUACUCAAACUGAAACUCCAGGAAUGGAUAAUGGCAUUACAACUUCAAAUAUUGGUGGUCGUAUGAGUAUGUUAGUUAUUGACUAUGUCAAGCACAUCCAUCAAGGAAACUAUACCUGCCAAGCUUCAAACCAAGCUGGUUCUAGUUCUCACACAGCAAAGCUUUUGGUUAAUGAGCCUCCAAAGCUGCUACCCCUCUCUUUUGGAGCAGAUAUUUUGGAUGAGGGUGGAUUUGCUCAACUAUCUUGCAUUGUUACAAAAGGAGAUAAACCUCUUUCAAUAUCAUGGACAUUUCAUGGCAGUAAUAUUACCCAUGAUCUGGAUAUCCUGACUACCCCUAUUGGAGAUCGUGGUAGCAUGCUUGUUAUAUCAAGUGUUGCUCACAAGCAUAGAGGAAAUUAUACCUGCUCAGCUUCAAACAGAGCUGGGGUUAUGUAUAGUACAGUAGAACUAAGAGUUAAUGAACCUCCUGAAGUUCUUCCAUUGAGCUUUGGAAAAGAGAUCAUGAGUGAGGCUGAUUUUGCACAAUUGUCUUGUAUAGCUGCAAAAGGGGAUCAACCUCUUACUUUUGCAUGGUCAUUCCAUGGGAGCAGUAUUACCAAUGAUCUUGAUAUAAUCACCACUCCUAUUGGUUCUAAAGGAAGCAUGCUUGUUAUUUCAAGUGUUGACUAUAAGCAUAGGGGAGAAUACAGUUGCACAGCUAAAAACUCUGCUGGGGCUAGAACUCAGACUGCUGAGCUUAAAGUAAACGAACCCCCAGACCUCCUUCCCUUGACCUUUGGUAGAGAUGUUAUGGAUGAAGGCAGCUUGGCUCAAGUUUCCUGCAUUGCUGCCAAAGGAGAUGAACCAUUAACUUUGUCCUGGACAUUUCAUGGUAGCAAGAUUUCAUCUGACUCAGGAAUUAUCAUAACUCCUGUAGGGUCAAAAAUAUCAAUGCUUCUUAUAUCCAGUGUUAAUUAUCAGCACAAUGGCAUCUACACUUGUACUGCCAAGAACCAUGCUGGUCAGAAAUCAAUGUCAACAGAGUUAAAAGUCAAUGAGCCACCUGAAUUGCUGCCUUUGUCCUUUGGAGCAGAUAUCAUGAAUGAGAAAGACUUUGCUCAAGUUUCCUGUAUUGUCCGGAAGGGUGAUGAACCACUAACGGUAUCCUGGUCCUUUCAUGGAGGAAGUAUAACUUCAAACAUUGGAAUCAUUACUUCUCCAAUUGGAUCACGAGGCAGCAUGCUUCUAAUCUCUAGUGUGGGUCAUAAGCACAGAGGAAACUAUACCUGCACUGCUAAAAACAGUGCAGGUGUUAAGUUUGAGACAGUUGAGCUUAAAGUCAAUGUUCCUCCAGCAAUUCUUCCAUUAUCAUUUGGGACCAAAAUCAUGAAUGAAGGUUCUUUUGCCCAGCUAAGCUGCAUAGUUCCUGAGGGAGAUGAACCUAUAGACAUAUCAUGGUCAUUCCAUGGUAUGGGUAUAUCCUCUAACAUUGGGAUUACUACUACUAAGAUUGGAACAAGAGGAAAUGUUUUGAUGAUCCCAAGUGUUGGACAUGUGCACACUGGCAUGUAUGAAUGUAAGGCAGAUAAUGCAGCUGGGUCAGCAUCUCAGUCAGUUUCCUUGCAAGUCAAUGGUAAAGUUCCACCUGUUAUCCUGCCUUUGAGUUUUGGUCAAGAUAUAAUGAAUGAAGGAGGUUUUGCCCAAGUGUCAUGCAUUGUUACUGAAGGGGAUGAACCUUUCUCAAUAACAUGGUCGUUCCAUGGUCAUGCUCUAUCUGCAGAUCUUGGAAUUAAAACCACACCUCUGGGUACAAGGGGAAGUUCACUGAUGAUUCCGCAAGUAGGGUAUAGGCACAGGGGAAACUACUCCUGUCAAGCAUCUAACUAUGCUGGGAAGAGGUCCAAGACAGUUGAACUUAAAGUCAAUGGUGAGCAUAUUUAG
Messenger RNA from Eurytemora carolleeae, 3417 nucleotides. RefSeq names its product Down syndrome cell adhesion molecule-like protein Dscam2. Gene Ontology annotation, molecular function: cell adhesion molecule binding. The transcript has 13 exons. Gene Ontology annotation, biological process: cell-cell adhesion. The coding region runs from base 1 to 3417 and encodes 1138 amino acids. NCBI's taxonomy places the organism in Eukaryota, Metazoa, Arthropoda, Copepoda, Calanoida, Temoridae. Gene Ontology annotation, cellular component: cell-cell junction. The record is from RefSeq and is a predicted model, not a curated record.